Molecule: messenger RNA, 2228 nt
Organism: Fimicolochytrium jonesii
Lineage: Eukaryota; Fungi; Chytridiomycota; Chytridiomycetes; Spizellomycetales; Powellomycetaceae
Product: FAD binding domain-containing protein
Exons: 3
Coding region: 221-2068 (615 amino acids)
Molecular function (GO): heme binding; FMN binding; oxidoreductase activity
Source: RefSeq, a predicted model, not a curated record
UUAUAACCCAUGAUGUUGCGAGUUCUAUUGCGAGUUCUAUUAUUAAAAGUUGCUGCUCCGCAUAAAACCUCCUUUCCACAGCACAGUCACCUCCUCUCUCAACCGGCCCUUUUCCCCACAACCCAUAACGGCCGAUCUCUAAGCUCAUCGUCCAAUAUCCCAUCCACUCGAGCAUACUACGCACAGCCGACACACUCAACAAACGCCUAAUUCCAAAACCAUGGCUUCUCCUCACAUUAUCGUUGUCGGCGGUGGUCUAGCCGGUUUGUCCGCUGCUCACACCAUCUUGGAGCGCGGCGGGAACGUGAUCCUUCUCGACAAGAACGGUUUCCUGGGAGGAAACUCUACCAAAGCGACGUCUGGUAUCAACGGAGCCAACACCGCUACGCAGCGCAAGCUGAAGAUUCCAGACACCUCCGAGAUCUUCUACGAGGAUUCCGCGAAAUCUGCCCGUGAUCUGAUCGUGCCCCCACUCACCAAGGUCCUGACGUACCAAUCUGGCGCCGCCGUCGAAUGGAUCCAGGACAACUUCAAGGUCGACCUUUCGCUGGUGUCGCGUCUCGGUGGUCACUCCCAACCCCGUACGCACCGUGGAAAGGAAAUGUUCCCUGGUAUGACAAUCACCUACGCGUUGAUGGAACGUCUGGAAGAUAUCGCAAACGACACCCCUACCCGCGCCAAGGUCAUCAAGAAGGCCAACGUGAACAAAAUCGUGAAGGAGAAUGGAAAGGUUGUUGGUGUGGAGUAUGAGAGGGAUGGCAAGACGUACAAGGAAUCUGGGCCGGUGAUUGUCGCCACUGGUGGUUACGCUGCCGAUUUUUCCGCUACCUCUCUCCUUAAGAAGUACCGCCCUGAGCUGCUCGAUUUGCCUACUACCAACGGAGACCAUUGCACUGGUGACGGUAUCAAGCUCACUGAGGCCAUCGGUGGAAACACGUUGCACAUGGAAAAGGUACAAGUUCACCCAACUGGUCUUGUUGACCUCAAGGAGCCCGACGCCAAGGUCAAGUUCCUUGCCGCUGAAGCUCUUCGUGGUGUCGGAGGUCUUCUCCUCGACGCCAACGGUCACCGUUUCUGUGAUGAGCUUGGACACCGUGAUUACGUGACUGGCAAGAUGUGGGAGAACAAGGGUCCCUUCCGGUUAAUCCUGAACGGCAAGGGAGGAAAGGAGAUCGAAUGGCAUUGCAAGCACUACAUGGGCCGUGGUCUCAUGAAGCACUUCAAGGGAGCCGACGCCCUCGCCAAGGAGAUGGGCAUCAACGUGAAGGUUCUGGAAGAGACCUACACAAAAUACAACGAGAUCGCCCGCACGAAGAAGGACCCCUUCGGCAAGAAAUUCUUCCACAACGUCCCCUUCGUCCCCGACGACGAGUUUUGGGUCGCCAUCGUCACCCCCGUCCUCCACUUCACCAUGGGCGGAAUUCAGAUCGACGACCAAUCCCGCGUGCUGGGUCACGGCGACAACAAGCCCGUUGACGGUCUCUUCGCCUGCGGUGAGGUCGCCGGCGGUGUGCACGGCGCCAACCGUCUCGGUGGAUCCUCCCUCCUCGGAUGUGUCGUCUACGGCCGUGUCGCUGGUGCCACCGCCGCCACUUACAUCCUCGAAGAGCUGUCCAAGAACAACACCGCUGCUCGUCGUGUCGGUGGGAUCGCUGGCCACCUUGCCUCUUCCCCGGUCUCCAUCUCCGUCAACGGCCUCAAGAUCACCCUCGCCGCCGACGACGGUUCCUCUUCCUCAUCCGCCUCUACCGACGAGGGCGCCGCAUCGCAAACCGAGCCCCGCCCCACUGAGGCCAACACUGGACCAGAACCCAAGGGCAAGCCAGCUGCGAGCAAGGAGUACACGCUCGAGGAGGUUGCGAAGCAUAACACGGAAAAGGACUGCUGGGUUGUUGUUAACGGCCAGGUGCUGGAUGCGACCAACUUUUUGCCUGACCACCCGGGAGGCAAGAAGGCGAUCAUGCUUUACGCUGGUCGUGAUGCAACUGAGGAGUUUAACAUGUUGCACAAGCCCGAGGUCGUUGCCAAGUAUGCGCCUGAGACAAUCAUUGGCACACUGAAGAAGUAGAACUCUUGGAACCCUGCUUGAUACCCCAACCCCGAUCCCUCUCCUUUCCCUGCACUGUCCGUUUCCCCGAUCUCUUUGCUGUUGUAUUCACGUUUCUUUGUGCUUAUGUAUCAGUAUAGCUGCCUUAUCAUGGUUCGAAUCAAAAAUUUACACGAAGAAU